UGUCACGUUUGUUGUGUCCAUGUUAUGUGUAACGGCUGCUAGCGAAGUCUUUAACAACGUGAAACAUGUAUAAAUUCAACUGUAUAUUAGCCAGUUCUGCGAGUAAGGUUUGCCGACAGUUUGCUGCCUCCUUGCAUGCAAAUGGAAGCGCACUAUGUGCGAGCGGUGCUGUCAAAGUGCAGGACGCAGCAGCAGCCACCAAAGAAUUCAGCCUCACUCCUCCGCUGCCCGGGGAGGACAGUCCACUCAGGUGGGCUGGGAAGAAGUUUGAUGAAUUACCAAUCCUUCACAUUAAAGCCACAUAUAACAACACACACAUCCAGCUGACAGACAGCGCAGGACAGUCGAUGAUCAGGACAUCCUGUGGAGCAGAGGGCUUCAAGAACGUCAAGAAGUCGACACCGAUCGCUGCUCAGACCGCCGGCCUGUCUGCUGCUACGAAAGCUACAGCUAAAGGAGUGACGUUUGUGCGUGUUGUGGUCAAAGGUCUUGGCCCUGGACGUCUGUCUGCGAUCAAAGGCCUGACGAUGGGAGGCCUGGAGGUGGUAUCGAUCACCGACUGCACCCCCGUGCCACACAACGGAUGCCGCCCACGCAAAGCCAGGAGGACAUGAUCUCCGAAACUUGGUGUAAACAGGAGGAAGCCGCUCAUCUUGUCAUAUGCUAAUAAAGUGUUUUGUUGUGUAAUUUC
Molecule: messenger RNA, 691 nt
Organism: Scomber scombrus (Atlantic mackerel)
Lineage: Eukaryota; Metazoa; Chordata; Actinopteri; Scombriformes; Scombridae
Gene: mrps11
Product: mitochondrial ribosomal protein S11
Exons: 6
Coding region: 66-614 (182 amino acids)
Biological process (GO): translation; maturation of SSU-rRNA from tricistronic rRNA transcript (SSU-rRNA, 5.8S rRNA, LSU-rRNA); ribosomal small subunit assembly
Cellular component (GO): ribosome; mitochondrial small ribosomal subunit
Molecular function (GO): structural constituent of ribosome; mRNA 5'-UTR binding; small ribosomal subunit rRNA binding
Source: RefSeq, a predicted model, not a curated record